Chaetomium fimeti is the source of this 1299-nucleotide messenger RNA. RefSeq names its product WD40-repeat-containing domain protein. The record is from RefSeq and is a predicted model, not a curated record. Bases 117 to 1148 code for a protein of 343 amino acids. Lineage: Eukaryota; Fungi; Ascomycota; Sordariomycetes; Sordariales; Chaetomiaceae. Gene Ontology annotation, molecular function: protein binding. The transcript is spliced from 6 exons. Gene Ontology annotation, biological process: mRNA export from nucleus. Gene Ontology annotation, cellular component: THO complex part of transcription export complex.
CCGAAACACAUCAUCAAAGACAUAGGCUCCGCCAAGGUGUUCAUUGCGCCUGUCAGCUCGAGAGGAACUCCAUUGCAGCCCCGGCUCGAAAUUGAAUCUGCGCCAUCCAUCUCACCAUGUCGCAACCAAGCCGACCUAGGAUCGGCCGCAUUCCUAGAGAUUCAUUCUCCCCCUACUUCAAAGAUAUCAAGAGCCUACCCUACCACGAAUCAACGUCCGGCCGUGGGACGGGAUCUCACCAUAGGUUGCGUCAUAUCGCCUGGAAUCCUCUAAGCACUUUCGUCGCCACCGUCACUUCGGACAAGACGCUCCGUGUCUGGAACCCUGAAAGAAAAGAUGUCAAAAACUCAACAGAGCUCCGUGGCCACCUAGCCGCCAUUGAGAAAAUAGCCUUCAACCCGGUCAAAGAGGCGGAGCUCUGCAGUGUCAGCAACGAUGGGGUUGUGAAACUCUGGGAUGUGAGGACAAAGGCAUGUGUCAACGAGAUCAAGGGCCUGGGCAACGCCCACGCUCUGGCUUGGGCCCCUGACGGCUCCUCGCUGCUCGUGGGAAACCGGCGCGGGGAAUUCUUUCAAAUAUCGCCGGCCAAAUCCGCAGUGAUCUCGUCUCGCCAGCUGCCGGUUGAUACCAAUCAAAUGGCUUUCUGCUGGAGCGGGGAGAAAGUCUUCGUUCCGACGACCGAGGGCGCGGUACGGAUCCUCUCGUAUCCCGAGCUCGAGCCCGCGUUGCACGCCAACUACGCGGCCAAGGAUGGGGAUUCAACAGAGUUUAUGCUGAAGGGGCAUACCGCCUCCUGUCUGACGACUGAACUUUCACCCACUGGGAAAUACCUCGCGACCGGGGGUGCUGACUCCAUCAUCUCCCUCUUCGACACCAAGGAUUGGAUUUGCCAGCGUACUAUUUCCCGCAUGGUCGGCCCUGUUAAAUGCUUGAGUUUCUCUUUUGACGGUUGCUAUGUGGUCGGCGGAUGCGAAGAAGGUUCUGGCAUCGAUGUCACUCAUACCGAGACCGGCGACCUCGUCCACACGUUUAAGACGGCCGGGCCGUGUGAGGCUGUCGCGUGGGCUCCCACAAGAUACUGCCUCGCUUACGGCGACUUGGGUGUGCUGCGCAUCAUCGACGCAGACAAGAAGAGCGCGCCGAAAUGAUAGAGGACCGCCUUGGAGGUAUAAGCGUAUGGGGUCAUGGGGAAAGGAGCCCGAGGGGCUCUACCCGAGAGUGGUGGGGAUCAUCUGGGCCUCUCGGCAACAACCUUUCGAGGAGGACCUUUCGAGGACCUCUCGCACUCGACUAUUGGCU